AUGUACCAUCCUCGAUCUAAGUUAGCACGUGAUGUAAAGAUUGCGGUGAUAGGAAACAAUACAGUGGGAAAGACAUCCCUAUCUUUACGCUUCAUCUACGGGGAUUUCCAUCCGGGUUACUUCCACACCAGAGGUGGUGAUAUCUAUCUAAAGCAAAUCAAAGUCCAUGAUCAAACCGUGAAUCUCAAACUUAUAGAUACGGCUGGUCAUCCCUACCAAAGGAGUCUUAUAGGCCCGCUCUAUAAUGACGCCGAUGGUGUCAUUAUUCUGUAUGACGUCACAAGUGAAAAGAGCUUCAAUGCUUUGACAGACUGGAUCAAUGCUGCAAGGGAGCACAACUGUCAAGAGGUCGUACUGGUAGGAAACAAACUAGAUCUAUGUCAAGGUAGUCGACGGGACGAGGUGGCGAGGGAACUCAAAGUGAUAGCGGACCAGCACAAUUUACGUUACUACCUCGUCAGUGCCAAGACAAAUCUCAACGUGAAUCGGCCAUUUAACAGACUGUUCCGAGAGGUACUCCAACGAAAGGCUGUGGAAUCUAUGGAGAAGUCGGAAAAGGAUCAGUUUGAAGUGACAGAAACCCCCACUUCCGGUUGUUUUGACUGCAUAACGAGCUGA
This is a messenger RNA of Ylistrum balloti, 618 nucleotides long. Its product is annotated as ras-related protein Rab-3-like. The transcript has 7 exons. The record is from RefSeq and is a predicted model, not a curated record. NCBI's taxonomy places the organism in Eukaryota, Metazoa, Mollusca, Bivalvia, Pectinida, Pectinidae. Gene Ontology annotation, molecular function: GTPase activity; GTP binding. The coding region runs from base 1 to 618 and encodes 205 amino acids.